Messenger RNA from Pipistrellus nathusii (Nathusius's pipistrelle), 552 nucleotides. The record is from the annotation of a GenBank genome assembly. NCBI's taxonomy places the organism in Eukaryota, Metazoa, Chordata, Mammalia, Chiroptera, Vespertilionidae.
AUGGAGUCGGAAGAGGGGGCGCCGCUGUGGCGGCUGCAGAAGCUCCCAGCCGAGCGGGGCCCGCAGCUUCUUCACAAAAUAAUUGAUGGCAUCUGUGGCCGUACUUAUCCUCUCUACCAGGAUUAUCAAAGUGUUUGGGAUUCCACAGAAUGGAUGCAUGUUCUGGAAGAUAUUACCAAAUUUUUCAAAGUUGUAGUGGGCAAAAAAUUAUCUGAUGAAGAGAUAUCUCAGCAAUUGAAUCAGUUGAAUUCAUCUCAUCAAGAAGCUAUCAUGAAAUGCUUGAAAAGUAGAAAAGAUGAAAUUAAGCAGACUCUGUUAAACGAAAUAGUUGAUAUUUCCUCUGCACAGCUACAGGAUUUUGAUUGGCAGUUAAAGCUUGCACUUUCCAGUGACAAAAUUGCAACAUUACAAAUGCCACUUUUAAACCUUCAUCUAGACGUAAAAGAAAAUGGUGAAGUCAAACCAUAUUCUAUCGAAAUGAGUCAAGAAGAGCUAAAGAACCUAAUAAAUUCCUUGGAAGCAGCUAAUAAGGUCAUCCUGCAGUUCAAAUAA